GAACUUGGUAGCUUCCUCUCUGUUUUUUCCCUUUGGAUUUUUAAUGCACCGCUGAGUUUUCCUAGACCCUAGUGUUUCUCUCAGAGUGGAAACAUAACAACUUUACAUUAAUAAGUUGACACAUCAAAUAUAUGAACUCUUCAUCAACUCAACUAGUCCUCACGAAAAGGAUGGGUAUAUAUGAUCCAUUCCAUCAAGUGAACAUGUGGGGGGACAGCUUUAAAAUUGAUGGAAGCUUGAACUCAAUUGCUCCCCAAAUGUUGAUGAUUAAGCCUAGCAUGCGGAACAAGUCUGAAUGUACUCCUCACGAAUCAAGGGAACCUUCUGGAGAUGAUCAAGAGAUUAACGACAAAGCUGAUACUAAGGCACUAAGACGUCAAGCUCAAAAUCGUGAGGCUGCUCGGAAAUGUCGGCUGCGGAAGAAGGCUUAUGUUCAACAAUUAGAAACAAGCCGUGUGAAGCUCAUGCAAUUGGAGUUGGAGAUUGAGAAAGCAAGAAAGCAGGGUAUGUACAUACGCCGUGCACUAGAUGUCAGUUAUAUGGGAUCAUCCGCAACAGUUAACCCAGCAAGGAUAACUCUGUUUGAACUUGAAUAUGGACAAUGGAUUGAAGAGCAAGAUAGACUGAAUCAAGAACUGAGAAAUGCAUUGCAAACUCAAGCAUCUGAAAUGCAGCUUCAUCUACUUGUUGAGAGUUGCUUGAGUCACUACUCAAAUCUUUUCAGGAUGAAAGCAGAAGCUGCAAAGGCUGAUGUCUUCUAUUUAAUCUCUGGUGCAUGGAAAGCAUCAGUGGAACGCCUUUUUCUUUGGAUUGGAGGAUCCCGUCCAUCUCAGCUUCUAAAUAUCAUUGCACCACAACUUGAGCCUUUGACUGAUCAACAAAUUGUGAGCAUUAGCAACCUCCGGCUUUCAUCUCAGCAAGCUGAAGAUGCACUUUCACUAGGAUUGGGCAAACUCCAGCAGAGUCUGGUCCACAACAUACCAUCAGAUCCAUUGGUUGUAGGACACUACGGGUUUGAGAUGGCUGCUGCCAUGGACAAAGGUGAAGCACUAGAAGGUUUUGUAAACCAGGCAGAUCACCUUAGGCAACAAACUCUGAUUCACAUGUCUCGGAUCCUGACGACUGGGCAAGCUGCUAAAGGCUUGCUGGCUAUGGGAGAAUACUUUCAUCGUCUUCGCACUCUUAGUUCUUUAUGGACUGCUCGUUCAUGUGAUCCUUCCUUUCCGACUCAACUCUCAAACUGAGAUCUAUUUCUUUAAACCUCAACUGUAAUGUGGUUUGCACAACAGGUGCUCAAAUCUACAGAGAUCUCUGUUUUGUUUAAUAUGUUAAUGUAUAUGCUAGUAAUUAAUUGUGCCUAGUUAGUACCAUGAAGGCUGAAGCAAAGUUUAUAUGAUUUGUUGAUCUAGAGAACAAAUGAACCACUCUGUACAUAAAUAUUGUAUCAUCUUCCACAUGGAAUCAUGAAAAAGGAUUUAGGCCGACCUUAGAUA
Glycine soja is the source of this 1493-nucleotide messenger RNA. RefSeq names its product transcription factor TGA7-like. The transcript has 9 exons. Gene Ontology annotation, biological process: regulation of DNA-templated transcription; DNA-templated transcription. The coding region runs from base 132 to 1244 and encodes 370 amino acids. Lineage: Eukaryota; Viridiplantae; Streptophyta; Magnoliopsida; Fabales; Fabaceae. The record is from RefSeq and is a predicted model, not a curated record. Gene Ontology annotation, molecular function: DNA-binding transcription factor activity; sequence-specific DNA binding.